AUGCCUGGACUAGUCCUGUUCGGGACAUCAAAGCUGCCCGCUCUUGAAAUAAACAAUGUCCCCGUUGACACAGACGCACACAACCACUCAGAUCAGACGACAAUGCCAUUCCUUAAUCUGCCACAGGAAACCCUUCGGCAGAUUAUCUCAUAUCUCUCUAACCGCGAUGUGGCUGCUCUUUCAACCCAAUGCCGCACAUUCCACACUCUGUGCGACAUGGCGACGCGCCAGAAAUAUGAUCACAUCAUUGUGUCCUCCAAAGAAAAAUCAAUUGACAAUGCCUUUGACAUGCUCAUGAGCAUUCUGAAAAAUCCUACUUUGGGCCAAAGUCAAAUACCAACGAGACCUGAGCAACGAGGAGAUGGAUCUCGUGCGGAAAGUAGUCAGAACGGCCGGAUUACAGGACCAAAAGAGGAGCCAAUCGUCAAUAUGCUCAUGCAGAGGAUUACGAAAGCGGGACGUUAUCUGGAUGGACAGCGUAACCGCCCCGGUACAUUCAUCUGUCAAGCUUUGACUAUCAUGUUGAUUGUGGUAUCACCGAACCUCACGUCAAUGGCCUUCGUACCUCCCUGUUGCGGUGACAAGGACUUCCCGCUUGCAGUGUUCCUCACCGAGGCCAACGCUAGUCCGAAGAACAAGCCAUAUCUCCGCCUUCUCUCCGAUGUUACUCUGAUCACCCAAAGCGUGUACCACUGGGAAGAUCAAAGGUGGCUUUGGAUGCGAGAGCGCUUCUUCAGGUUCUUGAAUUACGUGGAUAACCUCCUGUCCAUUGAAUCUGUCACCACUGACUUCGUGGAGAGUGAGACAUACAGCCUGUACAGGCAUGGUUUCAAAGUUGGAUACUCUAAUAUCAGCAGAAUAUUCAUUAAUCGCUCGUCCCUUGAUUCUUUGUCGCUUGCGGUCCUGGUAUCUUCGUUCAAGGUUCUCAGGGAAAUCCAAUAUUAUGCUGGAGGCGGUUCACUUUGGGACACGCCGUUCGAUCCUAAGUCAUUUCUUAAAGCGAUGUGCCGGCACAAAGACACACUUGAAAUCCUGGAUGUUGACGUCGCAUGCCAAUUUAAUUUACUUGAAAUCAAAGACAAAGAAAGGAGGGAAUUCGCUAUGGACCACCAAGAAAGCGAUCCUGACCCCUAUUCAAGCAAGGAACGUCGCGAAUUUGUUUCGCAAGUACAGAGUCACUAUGGAACCCUGAAAGACUUUGUGGCCUUGAAAAGGCUGAGCUUGGGAAUAGAUUUGCUCCUGUACUUCGCCAAGGGCAUCAGCUUCGACUGGACAUCCCCAGGGGAGUAUUUCAAUGCACCCUUGAUAGACUGUUUGCCAGAUUCGCUGGAAUAUCUGUGCGUUCGGGGAUACCGCAAGGGCGUGAACCGAAAACACGAUAAAGAUAUGAAGAAGUUGUUAGCCCAUUUGAAAAGAAAAAAGUCUGGGUCAUCUUCACUGAAGGAGAUCAAGGGAAUUGAAGAAACUAUUCCAGUUGUCCACGACCCAAAUCAUCACGACGAAGACCCCUUGAUAUGGGCCUUGGAGCCUCUGAACGAUAGUGACAGUGGGAGUGAGACUUAG
Penicillium bovifimosum is the source of this 1563-nucleotide messenger RNA. RefSeq lists its product as uncharacterized. Lineage: Eukaryota; Fungi; Ascomycota; Eurotiomycetes; Eurotiales; Aspergillaceae. The record is from RefSeq and is a predicted model, not a curated record. The transcript is spliced from 3 exons. The coding region runs from base 1 to 1563 and encodes 520 amino acids. Gene Ontology annotation, molecular function: protein binding.